Colletotrichum paranaense is the source of this 258-nucleotide messenger RNA. RefSeq lists its product as uncharacterized. NCBI's taxonomy places the organism in Eukaryota, Fungi, Ascomycota, Sordariomycetes, Glomerellales, Glomerellaceae. The transcript has a single exon. The record is from RefSeq and is a predicted model, not a curated record. The annotation marks the transcript as partial.
UGGGUGUUCGUCUUGACGAUCAUCGGCACCGAACUCGCCCUAAUUCUUACUCGACCCUGCCUGCCAUUUGCUUCAAGGCCGGUUCCUUGUCCCUAUUCUGGACUCACGACCACCCUGCCGCUUGCAUCCCCCCCCGUUCAUCUGCCCCUGCUCUGCCGACCUGCCACGCCUGCCUCAACCUCUCAAGCCGAUGGCCUGCGUUUCCGAUUGCUAGCCGCCGCCGCUGCUUGCUGCUUGUGCUGCUCACCCUCUGUCUGA